AUGGUAUUUCGCGAUGCGGAUGGCAAUGUGAGGGUCGCGCGGCCGACGGUAGAGGAAAGUAUGGCGGCGUGCGCUGCGAUCGGCGAUGGUUGCGGCAGCAGACUCUGCUGCGAUGGUACACAUUUCAACGGACCCGAAGGCCCAUCUGCCCGGGUUGAGAAAGAGCUUAUGUAUUUCACACGCUGGUGUUGGCCAGAGCAGACCAAAGCCGCACCAUAUAUGUUCGCGGUUUCUGGCGGCCUAGAGCUGAUUUCACCCAACCCAAGGGUGUUCGUCUUUAAGAAUGUCGCGUUUAGAGGGCCGAGAGACGUAGCGAAGAUCUUGGGUAAGCUUGGAGGACAGCAGUUUCGCGGGUGGCAUUCGUUUUGCGGGAUCUACGAGGAUGACGACGAGUCAAGCAAGCAUGUUCUCGCCCGGCCCUCUCAUAUCGAGAUUGACUGUGGUAAUCCAUUCACCAAUAUCCCCGGCGAUGUCUUCAACGCCACCGCUGCACUCUAUGAUCCUCCAGGCCGGUACGUGGACGAGAUUGGCGGGUGGGUGACCGACUGCCAUGCCGCCGUGCCCUCCGUUGCCCUCCGGAUCGAUGGGGUCGACAUGUGGUUUGAGAAGAAAGCGCUGCUGGGCUCGCCAAUAUCACUCAAGUCGGGCCCGGAUUACUGUAUGCUGGGGUUGCAGCCUGACAACGGAAGUGGUCUCGGCAGCGCAGGCGCCACUUGGCUGUAA
This is a messenger RNA of Zymoseptoria tritici IPO323, 723 nucleotides long. RefSeq lists its product as uncharacterized. The record is from RefSeq and is a predicted model, not a curated record. The transcript has 6 exons. Lineage: Eukaryota; Fungi; Ascomycota; Dothideomycetes; Mycosphaerellales; Mycosphaerellaceae. The coding region runs from base 1 to 723 and encodes 240 amino acids.